Messenger RNA from Stegastes partitus (bicolor damselfish), 771 nucleotides. RefSeq names its product type-2 ice-structuring protein-like. The transcript has 6 exons. Bases 167 to 703 code for a protein of 178 amino acids. Lineage: Eukaryota; Metazoa; Chordata; Actinopteri; Pomacentridae. The record is from RefSeq and is a predicted model, not a curated record.
ACUUCAACAAAACCUGAAGCCGCAGUCAGAGAACACGGCGGUCGGUUCUCAAUCAUCCAGGUGGAAGCAGCUGUUUCACCUUCACGUGACUCUGAAGCUCCAACUGGCUGAUGUGUUUUUAUUGCGAACCCAGAUCUCAUGAGCAACAGCCUGUAGACAAACACAGAUGGUGAAACUGCUGUGGAUCGACAUGCGUCCAGCUUUGCUAGUAUCUGCUUUCCUGCUCCUGCUUCAAAUCCACGAUGCUGCAACCAAUGCUUUGACGCUGAGAGUCCAAACCAGCUGCAGAACUCGUUAUCCAGCUCGGCCGUGUGGAGACGGCUGGUACCGCAUCGACAUUUACCGCUGUGCAAAGUACUUCCGGACUAAAAGAACGUUCCCAGAUGCAGAGAGCCACUGCCGCCGCCUCAGAGGUCACCUGGUGUCGAUGCACGACGCCACCGAGUACAGCCACGUGCUGUGUUUGGCCUUCAGAGCCAAUCAGAGCAGAGAUCACUUCUGGAUCGGUGGCAGGAGCAAAUAUCUGUGGCACAGCUUCCAGUGGACCGACCGGACUCCGUUUAGGUUCAAUAGAUGGGCGUUUUUCCAGCCAGACAAAGUCGCUGGUGAGGAAUGUGUGGAGAUGAACUACGAGAAGUGGGGAUACUGGAAUAACGCCGUCUGCUCAGGAAAGAAGUUCUACAUUUGUUCCAGGAAGAUGUGACGUCACGUGUUGAUGUAGUUGAUCAGUUCAGAGUUAAAAACACAAUAAAUACAACAAGUGAGCACCAA